CGUGCACAUGAUAUACGGCAGACCAAUGCAACUGGAACAUUGCCAGCAUUAAACCACACCCCCUGCCAAAUUCCGUGCCUUGUAUCGAUAGAACAAACAUCAAUCAUCGUCGCGGAUUAGUCGCAAACCAAAACACAUUAUGUCGGCCACAGCUACCACGACCAAAGCUCUGUUCCCCGCCGCAGUAAACUCCGAAGAAGGGCAAGCGCCCCCGCGCAGUACAUCUGUCGCAUCUUUGAACCUGCGCGAGAAGCUCGAGCGCGACGGCUUCGUUCUCAUCCCGUCGUUGAUAAAGGCGCCGCAGUUGACGUCUUUGCGCAAUGCAUGUCGGCACUCGACGGAGCUGGCCCGCAGUGGGAAAUGGCCAUUCAUUCGAACACUUCCCAAGCAGUUUCCGCCCUGGCCUUCGGAUCCCUCUCAUGGCAUAUGGGGCGUCCAACACCUUCUCCACCCGUCCAUGCCCGGAUCGCAUGAGUUCGCCGAAAGCUACUUCGGCGACGCGAUUGUGGAACCUAUCAAAGAGAUCCUGGGGUGCAAAGACGAGGACCUGAUCAUGGAGCUGUACAAUCUGCUGGUGCGGCCAGACGAGGACUUCGCGCUGCGGUGGCACAGAGACGACAUAAGCGCUGAAGCGACGGCAGAAGAGGAGAUGCAGAGGCUGCGAGAGCCCAGCUGGCACGCGCAGUGGAACCUAGCUCUGUACGACGAUCGCAGUCUCAUCGUCGUGCCCGGCUCGCACCGUCGUGCGCGAACAGACGCGGAGAGAAAAGCGGACCCGCUCACCAAGUUCAUGCCCGGCCAGCAAGUUGUGGCCAUGAAAGCGGGCGACGUAGUAUUCUAUAACAAUAACAUUCUACACCGAGGCGUAUACGACAGCAAGAUCGAGAGGAUGACGCUGCACGGCAGCGUUGGGCAUGUAAAAGGCUCCAGCCACAGAGCGAGGAAUGUGCUUCAGCACGGCGUUGGAGAGUGGGUGGACAAGGUAGAUUUCGACGGCUUGUCCGAAAGGACAAGGCAGCGAGCUGAGAGCAUGCGAGCUCGACUUGUGACUUUGGGGCGUGAAAGCGGCGACGUGGGAUAUGCUCAUCCGGACUAAUGUGUCUCCAGUCGUAUGUACGUGACCUCAAAAUCUCAAUGCCAUUGACAAAAAUUCACCCUACAUGUUUUAUCGGGUAUCAUAAC
Messenger RNA from Verruconis gallopava, 1182 nucleotides. RefSeq lists its product as uncharacterized. The coding region runs from base 140 to 1096 and encodes 318 amino acids. Lineage: Eukaryota; Fungi; Ascomycota; Dothideomycetes; Venturiales; Sympoventuriaceae. The transcript has a single exon. The record is from RefSeq and is a predicted model, not a curated record.